Messenger RNA from Frankliniella occidentalis (western flower thrips), 2111 nucleotides. Its product is annotated as nuclear pore complex protein Nup88. Lineage: Eukaryota; Metazoa; Arthropoda; Insecta; Thysanoptera; Thripidae. The record is from RefSeq and is a predicted model, not a curated record. Gene Ontology annotation, biological process: protein import into nucleus; ribosomal large subunit export from nucleus; mRNA export from nucleus. Gene Ontology annotation, molecular function: structural constituent of nuclear pore; protein binding. Gene Ontology annotation, cellular component: nuclear pore.
CAGAGAUAGUUAACGUAAACAUGGCGCUUUCAACGGACCGGUUGAACUUAAAUAAUCAUGAAAUAUUUCGCAAAAUACGGGAACGUUUGCCAAAUCAACAAUUGAAGACUAAGAACUUAAUGGUGUGCAGUGAUGACAUGUUAUUUGUGUGGGAUCCAGUGGAAGAAUGUCUGCUGACAUUGUCUUUGAGGAGUCCGGACCGUGAGGGCUGCCCAGAAGAGCGCGCCUUUCAGACGCUGCUGCCGCAGAGCCCGCCCAGCUUCCCCGUGGAGCGGAUCCGCUGCAGCGACACUGGCCGCCAGGUGGCCCUGUACGGGCCCCGCGGAGUGGCCGUGCUCGACGUGCCCCGACGCUGGGACCUGUCCGGCAAGUUCCAGCAGGGCAGCAAGACGUGCAGGGAAAGCGUACGACCGCUGGAGGCCGGACCGCCGACGCCGACGUCGAGUGGCCCAUCAUGGUGUUGCGCGGAAAUGGCGACGUGUACUCGGUGCUGGUGCCCCUCGCGGCCAAGGACGGCGGCGCCCUCCCGCGGCCGGUGGUGCGCGGGCCCCUCACCAUGUACCCUCCGGCCGACGACAACUACGGCGUGGACGCGUGCUCCGUGCUGGUGCUGCAGACGUCGCCGCCGCUGCUGGUCGUGGCCACCAGCGCCGGCACCCUGUACCACUGCCUGCUGCUCUCCCCCGAGGACGGCGGCGGCGACGCGGCCGACCUCAGCCUGCGUGACCUCAGCAUCCGGGACCUCCGGGACCUCAGCGCCGUGGACGACGAGGACGCACUGCGCAAGGAGGUCUCCAAGAUGUGGACUUCGGUAGCCAACAACUCUCUGGCAGGGCAGCCAGUUUUACAUGUAUUCGAGUCUGUGGAGUUGGAACUUGGCCUGUCACUAGAUGAUGACCUAUUGGGUGACGUGUCUUUUAACUGUCCAUUACACCUCCAAAACCACCCAACCUCAAAUGAUAGGUAUCUCGUCAGUCAUGAGGCAGGCAUUCACAUUCUUUUCCUCCCAAUAGUUGCCCAGCUCACUAAAUUUGUCAACGCGUCUGAUGAUUAUGCUGAAAGCUGUCUUCCAAAAUUCGACAGCCAAAGUAACUCAGUCGCUGAAUACCUACUCUGCACCAGAGUUUGUGGAGGAGGAAAUGGAAAUGUGCCAUCAGAAAGCUCUACAACAUCACCCAUCUUAGGGCUUGCUUUGAGCUCCGCUCCUGCCACACUCAUUGCUCUUUUGGCCGGAGGGGAGGUUGUGAGCCUUCUUCUUUCAUCUCUGCAUUUGCCAUCCAUCUCUUCUCAGUCCAUUCUCUCCUUGAAUUCUCUAACAGGCAACCCCAAACUUAAUGAAGAAGCCUUUGAUGAACAUAUUCGCAAACUGUUAAAACAUCGAGGAACCCUACCUAUAUUUAAAUUUGAGGAAAAAGCAAUGUCAUCUCCUCAAGAAGCAUUGAAGUUCAUUAAUCGUGGAACACAACUUCUGUAUGAAAAGUAUUUUCAAAGGCAUGAACAAGCCCAUGAAGAUAUUGAAAAUAGAAUGAAACGUCUUCAGAGAAUUAAGGAACAUCAACUGAGUGAUCUCUCAAAUUUAGAGAAAGAAAGAUCAGAUUUGAAAUCUAAAGUAGAAGUGCUGGUUGAAAAACUGAAUGAGAUGAAAAAAAAACAAGAGGAACUUAGUGACCGAGCUGAACGUGUUCUACGAAAUGCCAACAUGAAACAGCCUCAGGUUUCCAAUGCGGAAGUGCAAAUGAGAAAAGAUCUUAGCACUAAACAAAUCAAAUUGGUAGAGAUGAGGGAGAAAUUAGACAAGAUAAGAAAAUAUUCAAUGGAUCAGAAGUCACAGUUGGACCGCUGGAACCUACACCAAAAGAAGAGAGUGGUUCCAAUGAAUGAUACCCACCAAGAUGUCAUCAAGAACAACCUAAAACAAAUGAGGGAAGAAUUAAGCUCAUUAGUAGAAAAGGUGAAGUCAAGCCAAACAGAACUAGAAUUGUAAGGUUCCCUUUUCCUGUUACUGAACUCUGUGUGAUGAUCUCACAAAUUUGUCAACUUUUGUCAACUAACUUAAUACAAAUGUACCAAACUAAAUGAAUCAAUAAAAAUAAAUGCAGAAACAACAUGUA